AUGGAGAAUAGACGCAGAAAUUUGUUUGACGAUGAUGAUGAGGAUGAGCAAAAUGAAUAUGUUCCCUCUCAAUAGCCAGUAGUGUAGCAGCCAGUUGUUUAGCAAUAGUAAAAUAAAUAUGAGGAGGUUGACUUGGGCGCUUCAUAGAAAUAUAAUCCCACCACAUCUAAUACAACUACCACUACUUCCAACAGUAGAUCAAAGAAGCUUUUCGAUGAUGAUGAGGAUGAGCAGGACACGUAUAAACCUUCUUAACAGAAUAAUGAAGAAGAGGAGUAGUAUAAGACUGCCUAUGAAUCUAAGGUCGAGAUAAAAUAAUAACAAUAACCAGUGCAGUAACAGGAAGUUAAAAAGAAGAGCAUGUUUGAUGAUGAUGAUGAAUACAAACCAAGCUAUGAGCCCGAAGAGAUAAAGCAGGAACCAGUUCAAACUAAAACAAACCCCCCUGCUAGUCAAGUAGUAGCCGAGAGAAGAAACUUAUUUGAUGAUGAGCCAAUUACUAUUGAAGAGAAUAGAUCAUCUGAUUACAAUCCUUAUAACUCAGACAAGCAGAAAUAAAGCACAGUCCCAGAGUAGCAAUAAACAUCGACUAAGACUAUUAAGGAAACUCCAGUUGAGUCUAAAUCAGCUCCUAAGGAAGAGACCUCUAAAGUGAGUGAAAGUGAGAGAAGAGCUAAGGAGGAAGCUGAGAAAGUAAAGAAGCAACUGCUAGAAGAACUUAAUUCAAUGAAACUUCAGGAGGUGCCAUUGGAGGUUCCAAUGAAAGAAGAGGUUGAUCCAAAGGUCAAGAAAUUCACAGUGCAAAACCCUACUAAGAUUGGAGGACACAUCAAGUAUGCAGUCACUGGUGUUGAUGGAGAAGGAGACUUCGAGGAUGUCAGAAGAUUCAGUCAGUUCUUUGCUCUAAAGAAUGCUCUCUAGCAAAGAUGGCCAGGAAUCUAUAUUCCUGCACUUCCAGAAAAGAAAUUAGUUGGUAAUAAUGAAGUUAAAUUCGUAGAAGAGAGAAGAAACCUAUUAGAAAGAUUUAUGAAAGAGCUUGCCAAGUGUGACUAUUUGAUCCAUUCUAAGGAGUUUAAAAUAUUCGCAAGAGAAAAAGGAGACGUAGAAAAAAUCCUUAAUAAUCUCGUCAAGCAAACCCCUAUGUAAAUCCUGGAGAAAUACAGACUUAACUUUAACGUUGACGAGGAUCAAGAGUCAUCAUCUCUUCAGAGAUACAAGGAAAAUAUCAUUGAGUUCUAGAUAUUCCUUAGAAAGGUCAUCCCAGUGAUGGAAGUUCAAAAGAAAUAGCUUAAGAGAAUGAUAUAGACUAAGGACGCAUCAGAUGCUAGUUACAAGUCAAUCAUGACUAAUCUAAUGAGAUACGAAGACAACAACAUCGAGUACUAUGCUGAUUCUGACAUCAAUAAGAGAAUACUCACAAAUCCCGGAGUUGGAGACAUGAAGGAAAAGAUGGAUGAUACAUACAAGGGGUGGAAAAAUCCUUUCAAGGACGCAUACUACUGGCUAAAGGGAGAGUUGCUUGAUCUAAAGGGAAUCAACGAGGCACUUCUAGGUAGAGAGCUGGUAGUCAAAUAAUAAUCACAGUGCGAGAGUAAAAAGAGAACUGAUCAAUAGGAGUUGGAGAAACUGAGCUAAGGCAAGACUACAAUCAAGAGUAUAUUCAAAAGCAAGUCAAGUAAAGAGAGUGAGAUCACUAAUCUACAGACACUUAUAGAGGUCGCAAACAAGGACAUUGCUGACUAUAAAAAGUUAAUCAACUGGCUAACGAUCUAUCAUGGAGAGAUAUGCAUUCAGAAAUUCAAAAGAGAGAAGUCUAGAGGUUACCUUAAGACAUUAAACAACUUUUGCAUCAAGGAGAUAUCCAAUUCACACUUAUCUGCUACCCUGUGGCACUCUCUCCUUGAAGUUGAUAAACAGUGA
Messenger RNA from Stylonychia lemnae, 1920 nucleotides. The record is from the annotation of a GenBank genome assembly. NCBI's taxonomy places the organism in Eukaryota, Ciliophora, Spirotrichea, Sporadotrichida, Oxytrichidae.